Protopolystoma xenopodis is the source of this 942-nucleotide messenger RNA. The record is from the annotation of a GenBank genome assembly. NCBI's taxonomy places the organism in Eukaryota, Metazoa, Platyhelminthes, Monogenea, Polystomatidea, Polystomatidae.
AUGAUGUCCCCGAGUCCGAUUAUGCAUGCCCCAUCUUCACCAGAUUCUCCGAUUUUCAGUCCACCAAGCUCAGUUGAUCGAAAUUUAACUACGAGGCAGCUUCAAUUCUUGCCGGCAGUAAUACCUCACUUGGGUGACCAGGAUACGAUAAUAUUCUCCAAGGUGGCUAAUACAGAGGCGACCAUGGAUGAUGAACCAGUUGUCCGUUUUAAGGACGUUCAUGCAUUAAAAAUAGGACAGGAGGAUGGACAGGAUGGCCAGGUAUAUCCUCGCAGUUCCAUGGUAGAAAACCUCUUGGCUGAUAUCUAUGAGCGACGACAGGAUUGUCUGGGUUUCAGUUCACUACCGCUAGGAGAAAGCAGCGCCAAUGAAGCGACGAGUCUUCAGGUCUCCGAACUUCGAGUUCUUCGAGUUGCGCGAAACUCUGCCAGACUUACCAGCCUCCAUUUAAAUGAUGGCCUAUCGCAGAAUCAGAGCUCGAAUGAUAACCAAACUUCACACUUUUUGCCUACUAGCCGCGCUAAAACCAGCCACUUAACCAGGCUUAAGCCUCCGUCAUCACCAUCCAUUCAAAAUAUAGGAAAAUUACAGCUUCACCGAUCCAAACUUCCAGCAGGUAGUAACGACCAUUUUAGUGUUAAAGAUACUUCUGGAAAGGCACGCCAAAAGGAGGCCGGCCAAGAGGGAUCAUGCAAAGGACCAACGUCAGUUUACUUAGUUAAAGGAAAGCCUGAAAAAAAGCCAAGCGAAUCCUUAUUCAUUGACGUUCCUCAUGUAUUGAGCAAAGCUGAAGCGCUCAAAUGUUCUCCUUGCUUCCAUAAAUCUGUGCUUACUACUCAGCCUGGCGUUUGUGACAACUUAAAAUUGGACACAAGCCAUCUUCAAAAUCGAUUCAUCGCCUAUGGUAAGUGUUGCAUUUUUCAUAUUUGCUAUUUUGCAUGA